UGACGUGACAUACACCGGGGGAUGACUUGAUGAACCCCAAGUAUGCGUGCUCAAUACGGGAUACUCAGAGGCACGAAAGUUUUAAAUUUAAUAAGUAAAUUAAUGUCGAGAACCAAAAUGAAACUUCUUACAAGUGUUGUUUAAUCCUAUUUUCAAAUACAUGUAGCAAAUAAUAGUAGCGACUAUUUGAAGAUAUCAUGUUCUCAAAGUGAUUUAAGCUCUUCUGUCAGAAAGAAUUUGUCACCUGGCUGACCUACACUCGCAUGGAAUGGAAGUGGGAUUCGCGUGGGACCUUCUCAGUCGAAACUUCCCUGAAUCUCCCCCUUAUUCACCUUGUACAAUUUAUUUUUGAGUAUAUUUUCCAUUUUUCACCGAGAAGAUUUGUGAUUGUACCAUAUACUGGAAACAAUUCGUAUGAAAUUCUUCGUUGUUAAUCGCCCAAGAUUAACAGUUGCACAGGUGGCCGAUCGUUUGAAAAGAUGUUCAAAUUUGAAAGAGAUUGAAUCAUUUUAUGCAAUGAUGAUCAAGAACGACACAACUCAAAAUUGCUUCUUGGUAAACCAAUACAUAACUGCUUGUUCCACUUUUCACAGUAUAGAUUCGGCAAUUUUUGCGUUUUCUCAGAUGGAAAAUCCCAAUAUAUUCGUGUACAAUGCAAUAGUUGGGGCCUUUGUAAAUUGUUUUCGCCCAUUUGAAGCUUUACAGUACUACAUUGACAUGCUGAGGAAUUCUGUAUAUCCAAGUAGUUAUACGUUCCCGGCAGUAACUAAGAGCUGUAGAGUUUUAUCUGCUGUGGGAUUUGGGGAAUGUGUUCAUGGGCAGGUCUGGAAAUACGGGUUCCCAUCGCACGUUCAUGUCUUAACUGCACUGAUUGAUUUUUAUUCGAGUUUUGGUAGGGUUGAUGAGUCAAGGAUGGUGUUCGAUGAAAUGCCAGAAAGAGAUGGUUUUGCUUGGUCUACAAUGAUUGAAGCUCAUGCCAGCAUUGGGGAUUUGGCUUCAGCGAGGAGGUUGUUUGAUGAGAUGACGGAGAAAAAUACUGCUGCAAGGAAUACCAUGAUUCAUGGAUAUGUGAGAGUUGGCGAUGUUAACUCUGCUGAGGAGUUGUUUUAUAUGAUGCUUGGGAAGGAUUUGAUUUCGUGGACAACAAUGAUCAAUUGUUACACAAAGAGCAAGCAAUAUAGCAAAGCCUUAGAACUUUUCUAUGAAAUGAAGAAUGAAGAAGUUAGACCUGAUGAAGUGACCAUGUCAACUGUAAUAUCAGCCUGUGCACAUCUUGGGGCACUGAACCAAGGGAAGGAAAUACACAUAUAUGCUAUGCAAAGUGGGUUUGAUCUCGAUGUUUAUAUGGGGUCUGCAUUGAUUGAUAUGUAUGCGAAGUGUGGGGUCUUGGAGAGGGCACUUGUGGUAUUUUUCAAGUUACAGGAGAAAAAUCUCUUCUGUUGGAAUUCUGUGAUUGAUGGGCUUGCAGUUCAUGGGCAUGCUAAAGAAGCAUUAGUGAUGUUUGGUCGAAUGGAGAAGGAAAAGAUCAAACCAAAUGGCGUGACCUUUGUUAGUAUUCUCAGUGCUUGUACUCAUGCAGGACUUGUGGAAGAAGGCCGGAGGAGAUUCUUUAACAUGACACACAAGUAUGGAAUCCUUCCUGAAAUUGAACACUACGGAUGCAUGAUCGAUCUCUUGUGCAAAGCCGGUUUGCUGGAAGAAGCACUAGAGUUGAUACGAGGUAUGAGAAUGGAUCCCAAUUCUGUCGUUUGGGGUGCUUUAUUAGGCGGUUGUAAGCUUCACAAGAACUUGGAGAUUGCUCAACUUGCUGUUGAUAGAUUGGUGGUCUUGGAGUCAAAUAGUACUGGAUAUUAUUCCCUUUUAGUUAACAUGUAUGCUGAAGAAAAUCGAUGGCAUGAAGUUGCAAGAAUUAGGACAAUCAUGAAGGAACAUGGAGUAGAAAAGAGAAGUCCUGGUUCGAGCUGGAUUGAAGUGGACAAAAAGACGCACCAGUUUUCUGCGUGUGAUAAUUAUCAUCCAGCAUCAGGAGAAAUUUACUCUAUACUGGAUGUUUUAGACCUGCAACUUAAGCUGAUUGGCUAUGUACCUCAGUAUGAUUUUAUCUUGUAAACAGUUGUGGUAGCAGAGGGCCAAAUUUUGGAUGCCAUACAUCGUACAUGUCAAUCCUGUUAGCCAAAAACUAUGGGAGAGCCUGUAGCAGUUUUAUAUGGCCCUGACGGGAACAAGUUUCUGUUUAUUAAUAAAAUAAACUGGUCACAAUUUGGUGGCCUACCUCUGUUAGGAUGCUUCUUGGACACUGUCUUGCCACCAUUAUUGGUGAUGAAGGGAAGCAAAUGAGAAGAUGCUAUCUUGUUUCAUCAUUCCUGAUGCAUUUACAAGGAACAACGUUCUUAAUGCAAAGAGCGCGACUAUUGCUAUAAAGAAACAAGUACAAUCAAUAGUCGGAAAAAGAAGAGUAACCUUGGAACAGGAAAUUGUUUCAGCUUCACAACAUCCUGAUGAAAAUGGCAAGUUUAUGUCUGAAUCAGCUGGCUGGUCACGACACUUCUAGUGUUGCCAUAACUAUGCUGAUGAAGAAUCAUGGACAACUUCCUUGAACUGGUGAAAAUGUUUUUAGAGGGGAGUUUUCACAGUGGGAUGAUGUACAGAAGAUGAGGUACUAGUAGAAUGUAUUGUCUGAAACUAUUAGACUAUCACCACCCACAAUAGGUGCUUUUAGAGACGCACUAGUCGAUUUUAAGUAAGCAGUUUAUGACAUUCCCACGGGAUGGAAGGUACUUAAAUUUUUCUCUUAUUUAUUCUUACUUCUUUUAUGAGAUUUUCCAAGACUUCUGGAAUUUUCUUCCCCCCUUUAUUCACAAGUAAAAAAGAAUUUCAAGAAUUUCUGUAACAGUAAUUUAGGACCGGUUUGGCGGUGCUUUUGAAAAGUCAAAAGCUAUUUUUCAGACUACGAAAAUGCUUUUGAACAUAUUAGGAUAAUUUCUUGGAAGUGCUUUGUUUGCCUAGAUGAGCUUUUAGAGGAAGCUAGUUUAGGGUAGAUUUCUAACGAAGCUCUUCUACUAGAAAUAAAAUCAGAAGCAUUGUCAAAGGGGCCCUUUUUGAUUCACUUUUGAACUAAUGAUUCAUGACCUAAUGAUGCUGUUGCAGCAGUUAUACAGGAAGGCCUUAUUCACAAAUACACUUUCUAGCUUGUUUGAAGAGAAUAUAAAAUUUGAUCCAUCGAGCUAUGAAAGGGCAGGACCUACCCCAUUUUCUUAUGUUCCAGUUGGAGGGGGAUCUCCGAUGUGCUAGGGUAAAGAGUUUGCUAGACUCGAUAUUCUUACAUUUCUGCAAAACAUAGUUAAGAAAUUUCGAUGGGAUUUACUGAUUCCUGAUAAGAAAGUAGAAUGCAUCUUAUGCCCACCCCAGUUGAAGGACUUCCAGUUCAUCUUCAUCCUCAUAAGCCCUAAGAUGUUAUGGCUUUUUAUGUUGAUGCUUCAUUGCAUUAGUUGAAGAAAAUUGGAGAGUUAAUAUUGAGAAAUACAUGGUCAAUCCCAUGUAUUAGGUAACAGCACUGGCUAGGUCCACUUGGACUUCUGUCAAGAUUAAGAAACUCAAGUGUGUGGAUACACCAUAGGUAAUCUUCCACCUAGUUAAAAUGGAAUUUUAGUAUGCAAAAGCUUGUCA
Molecule: messenger RNA, 3666 nt
Organism: Olea europaea var. sylvestris
Lineage: Eukaryota; Viridiplantae; Streptophyta; Magnoliopsida; Lamiales; Oleaceae
Product: pentatricopeptide repeat-containing protein At1g06143-like
Exons: 4
Coding region: 415-2109 (564 amino acids)
Biological process (GO): RNA modification
Molecular function (GO): protein binding; RNA binding
Source: RefSeq, a predicted model, not a curated record